CAAUGGCAUCAACGCAAUCUGUCAGUAUAAACGAUAUGGGCGAUCCUUUGAGACCGUAUGUACCAGUCAACGAAACCCCGGACGAAAAACGUAAACGCAUAACUUUAGAAAAACAAGCAAAAAAACGUAGUGAAGCUAUUGAUAAACAAUUAAAAGCUGAAAGAGAAGAAAAGGAAAAACAAAAAACGGCAAAGUUAUUAUUAUUAGGUUCUUCGGAAAGUGGUAAAACGACCGUGCUUAAACAAUUAAAAAUCAUUCAUGGUAAAGGACUUUCUGAUGAACGUCAACGGUACCGCCGCAUAGUUCACCUUAACGUACUUACGGCGAUGAAGGCUCUGACAAAUGCUCUUAUAGCCCUUGGAUAUUCUAUUAAACCUGAAAAUCAACAACACUUGGAUAAAAUUAACAAUUUAACUGGAGUAAAGAAUACGUUGAAUCGUAAUUCUAUCACCUUUCAGGCAGCCAUCAAGGACCAACAAUUAGACGAUGAUUCACAGUAUUUAUUUAUGGAACACGUUGACUCUAUUAUAGCUUUAUGGAAAGACUCUGCUAUCAAAAAAUGUUACAAUUCUGCGAGCGAAAUUGGAUUACAAGAUUCUGCAAAAUACUUUUUGGAUAAUGUAGAACGAUUUGGUAAAGAUGACUAUUUACCGACUGAUGAAGAUAUUCUUCAAGCUCGUAUACGAACAGUUGGUGUGGCAGAACAUAGGUUCGAAAUAGCUGAUGUAAUAUACAAGUAA
Messenger RNA from Scutellospora calospora, 740 nucleotides. Lineage: Eukaryota; Fungi; Glomeromycota; Glomeromycetes; Diversisporales; Gigasporaceae. The record is from the annotation of a GenBank genome assembly.